Molecule: messenger RNA, 1678 nt
Organism: Heterobasidion irregulare TC 32-1
Lineage: Eukaryota; Fungi; Basidiomycota; Agaricomycetes; Russulales; Bondarzewiaceae
Exons: 4
Coding region: 41-445 (134 amino acids)
Source: RefSeq, a predicted model, not a curated record
UUUUCUCGUCAAUCGCCCAAGCGGUGUGCCAUUGCACCAAAUGGUGAGGUUUUUGGACAAUCAACUGCUAAUAGCAACUCUCCACCUCCUCGUGCCCAUCCCCGAUACCCUUCCUCAAGCCGUCCAUGCACUCACGCCCUCCUCCAUCUCACGCUCCUGUGCGAACCCAAGCCUGCGCGGGAUAUCGAUUCCAGACUCGAAAAAUCGCGCGCUCGGCGCGCGAUACAUUACGCAGCGAAUUGUCUCUGGAGUCCCAGCAACCUCCCUCUCCCACAGACUCUACCGAGCAUGCGCAAGACAGCAUUCGGCGCGCGAUGUCCCCGCCCUCGCGGACUGCAUGGGAUCGCGCAGGCAGGCCCGCAAUCACGGCACGGUCGCUGCGCACCACAGCCCGCGAGCUGCAACAGACCUGACCUGGGUCAGCGAUCCCCAGCCCCCGCCUUGAACACCCUUUCUUUCCCGAGAGAAAGACAAAAAAGAAAGUGUGUGCCUGGGGUCGUGGCUCAGCCACGCCGCCGUGCAUUGCGCACGGAGGGCGCCGAUAGCGAAGGGUGCCUGCGCGUCCAAUCAUCCCUGCGCCGGGGUGGGGCCGGGACAACCCCCGCCUCGUACGCCCCGGUCGACGCGUCCUACACGCACGUACGCAUUGCUGCGCAGGCCAGAGCCUCGAUGACAUACGUAUAUAGCCAGACGCGGGAGGCCGACACAGUGAGGGGGCACCCCAUCCCAUCAGGUGAUCGAGUGCUUGCUCGUUCGUCCGUGCGUUGAGAGGCUGCUGUGCAUCGCCGCGCACGUAUACGUGCACGGAGGGGCCCCGAUAGCGAGCGCCGUCGAUGGCCCUGCAGGCCAGCAACGACGGCCAGCUCCUAUUCGCUGGACCCGAGCGGGACGAGCGCUCGUCUCGCCUCGUGGGCCCCGACUCGACGCGGCCAACGGAUACGCUACAGCGCGCGGAUCGGUCGCGACGCGUGCGACAGUGCGACUAGAGGCUUUGGCUCCCAAAAAGGGACGAGGGCUUCGAUACGCUCCUGGCUCGAAUAACCAUGCGCUGCAAACCCACACCGCAGGCUGUAGAGCGAUGGACACACGUAGAGAGGACGCCUGAGUCUCCCUCUCGAUAGCAAUUUGAAGCACUCGGACUAUUCCGUUUCCUGUCGCAAAAGUGUUCCGGGAUCUAGUGCGUUAUAUCCCCAUCCUCGCGCGCCGAAUGUUUGUGUCUUUCGCGAACAGCACUUCUUGAUGGACUGCACAGCCAUGUCUGCGUGUAUACGACAUGAAGUGAGGUCCUCAUAGUGUGCCUCUUGACGGGAAGCAAUCGACGUGCCAUUUCCGAUAACAAAGCAAAAAAAUUCGAGCAUCCCAGCAAGGCAACCAAAACCCUUCAUGUAUCAAGAUGCGUGCCAUGCCAUGGAUUGAGAAGGAAAAAGAGAAGAGAAAAUGCUUUUGCCUGGUGUAGUGGCUGGGUAUCGCCGCGCACGGACGUGCACGGAGGACGCCGAUAACGAGAAGACGAGCCCUCGUCUCGUACGCCCUGGCUCGAUAUGGCCUACAUACGAUUUUUGCGAUGCCCAUGGGGUCCGUAAGGGUCCAGAUCAGAAUGAGUGCUGGGUCACUAGACCGGGGUACGGCAAUUCCCACAUGGCGACGAGCCUCUGGAAUAACUGCUCCCGAGCUCGAC